Molecule: messenger RNA, 302 nt
Organism: Soboliphyme baturini
Lineage: Eukaryota; Metazoa; Nematoda; Enoplea; Dioctophymatida; Soboliphymatidae
Source: the annotation of a GenBank genome assembly
AUGAUCGGUGGGUUGUUCGUGUACAACCACAAAGGCGAGGUUUUAGUGUCAAGGAUUUAUCGAGAUGACAUAGGUCGAAAUGCUGUGGACGCGUUUCGUGUCAGUGUCAUCCACGCCCGUCAACAGGUCCGAUCUCCGGUGACAAACAUCGCUCGGCGAUCAUUUUUCCACAUCAGACGCGAAGUGCUGGAUUACGGUUAUCCACAAAACACCGAUCCCGGCGUCCUCAAAACCUUCAUCACGCAACAAGGCAUCAGAACUGCGGUGAGUUGCGGAAGGUUUGAAUUACUGGUGACUUAGCA